Messenger RNA from Phialemonium atrogriseum, 513 nucleotides. Its product is annotated as zinc finger protein-domain-containing protein. The transcript has a single exon. The annotation marks the transcript as partial. NCBI's taxonomy places the organism in Eukaryota, Fungi, Ascomycota, Sordariomycetes, Cephalothecales, Cephalothecaceae. The record is from RefSeq and is a predicted model, not a curated record.
AACUUCCCUCCACAUAUCAAUCAGAUUGAGGAGCUGGGCCUUCCAGCAGAAGAAUACGCCAUCGCAAUGGCAGACGCGCUCGCCUUUCUCCACUGGGCUCCAAAAGUCGAUGCCAACGACGUGGAAUUCGUCAUCACACGCCCUCACCCCCCCAAUCAAUCUAGAUCAGCCCUGGACUCACGGCCUGGCAUCGGAUCUCGGGAGUUUACCUCUGCUUUCGGUCUACAUGCUAUGUGGAUUCUCGAUUUCGAUUGCUGCAGGGAGCUCUCCAUGGAUGAGAGCGGUAUCGAACAAGCUGCCAAGUCUUUCUGGCGCAACGACCCGUACUAUCCUCGGCCAGGUAGCAGUAGUGCGCAGGAUCAAGAACUGUGGCACGUUUUCAAGACUCGGUUUCUCCACGCAAGCGGAUUGAUCUUAAAGGAGGAGGACGAAGCUGUUCGACAACUGCCGGGGAGGUUAGUGGCCAGAAUUAUCGAGACGCGUGGCACUUGGACGAACGGCUUGGGUCCAUGA